CUUUUUUUUAUAUAUAUAUUUCUUAAUCAAUCUCUAUAAAUAGCAAGUGGUCAUAAAGCCACCAUACAGAAUAGAGAAGGACUCGAGAGUAAUUCUAAUUAGUGAUUGAAGACAUGGGAUCAGCUUGUGCUUUCUUCACUCUCUUCUCAUUGGUCCUGCUUGUUGCUAGCAGUGUUGAUGCAAGAACAGACCAAGGAGAAUACUGGCAAGUCAUCAUGAAAGAUCAGCCCAUGCCGGAAGCAAUUGAAGGCCUCAUCAUCCACCAGGGCUCGGUGUCGUCACCUCUCUCCCAAGAGAAAACCGACUGCCACACGACAACAGAAGCAGCAGCAAACAACAAUCAACUUGUCAAUGAUUCUGCAGAGAAGAAGGCUUUCGUGAAAGACUUUGAGCCAAGGCCUCACCAUGACAACGAAGUGGAUCUGAAAGGCAAGUCAUUUGUUAAAGAUUUUGAGCCGAGGCCAGAUCUUAGUACUUAUGAACAUUGAAGGGAAAUCACAAGCAUGCAGAGGAACUUGGAAGUGGAUUAUGUAAGAUAUAUCUAUAUAUAUGGUUGAAUCUAAACAAUUAAGAAGCAAAUGUUGUAUGUUUGUGUGGUGUACUGGUUUGUAGUUGUGGUUUGAAGUGAGUGAUUAUGUUUAAUUACUCAAAAUAAGAAAAGCUUGUUGUGAUGGUGAUUGAGUAAUAGUAAUGAAGUUUUGUGUUUUUUUUACGUCAA
Molecule: messenger RNA, 718 nt
Organism: Camellia sinensis
Lineage: Eukaryota; Viridiplantae; Streptophyta; Magnoliopsida; Ericales; Theaceae
Source: RefSeq, a predicted model, not a curated record